Molecule: messenger RNA, 4793 nt
Organism: Mercenaria mercenaria
Lineage: Eukaryota; Metazoa; Mollusca; Bivalvia; Venerida; Veneridae
Product: caspase-9-like
Exons: 11
Coding region: 178-1761 (527 amino acids)
Biological process (GO): proteolysis; regulation of apoptotic process
Molecular function (GO): cysteine-type endopeptidase activity
Source: RefSeq, a predicted model, not a curated record
GCUUAAUAUAGAAAAUGGGUUUUCCCACAGAAAUGUUAUGCGAAGAAAAAGUUUAGUUAUUUAUCAAAAUAAGAUAAUUCAUAACCUUGGAAAUUUAACGUAAUUUCAUUUUAUCAUAAGUUAACCUCUUAAUCAAGAGUAUUAGAAGCUUUUAUCUAGUCUACAUCAUUUGCUGCCAUGGAGCCUGCUCAAAGAGCAGCUAUACGGAAAUGUCGAGUUCGACUCGUCAGUGACCUGAUGAUUGAGCAUAUGUUUGAUUCCAUAGAAUCCCGCUCUCUCUUUACACCAAUAAUGCUGGAAUGUAUUAAGGCAAAGGAGUCACGGCCAGAGAAGGUCCGAACAUUCCUAGAUUAUCUUCAGCGGAGAGGACCAGAUGCGUUUGACCAGUUUAUCCAGUGCUUAAGGGAAACAGAGCAUGAUUAUGUAGCCAGUUACGUUUUAGAAGAAUAUUUGUCAAUGAAAAACAAUACAGCACAGAAUAAUUUGAACAACUCAAGAGGAGGGACAGUGCCAAUGUCAAAUAACAUCUAUUUGACCCAGGAAACACAAGGAGCAUCUCAAGGUGAAAUGGAGACACAGGGAGGUCAAAUGUUGAAUUCUGUCAUGGAGACGCAGGGGCCUUCUCAAACAUCAAGUGCAAUUAUGGAGACACAGGGGUCAUCUCUUGGUCAGUUGUCAAGCUCUGUCACAGUUUCACAAGGGAUAAAUGAAGUUGACAGAAGAGAAGAAGAAAUGCAAGAGGACAAUGAAGGAGAUGCUUUGAUGAGUGAACAGUCAAGUGUUCAAGGGAAUGAAUCAAGUGUGCCUGGUUCUACAGCUCAAGGAACAUGUUCUGCACCACAACCAAGUCUGCCAAUUGGACAGUUUUCAUCCCAAGUAACUUCAAUGGGACCUGCUGGUUACACAGGAAAUUUUAAAGAGGAGUACAAGAUGAAUACAGAUCCACGAGGGCUGUUACUAAUAAUAAACAAUCGGGAUUUCCAAGGAGUCCUUACUACCCGCGAUGGUACAGAUGUAGAUUGUGACAAAUUGAAGACUCUUUUCAUGUCCCUAGGCUUUGGAGUAGAUGUGAGACAUAAUCUUCGUGCACAUGAAAUUAAAGAAACUUUAAACAUUUUAUCUCGUCAUCAGGAAUUAAGUCAAGUAGACUGUUUAGCUGUUGCCCUGUUGACGCACGGUUCCGAGGAUUAUUUGUAUGGAGUGGAUGCAAAUUAUUUCAAUGUGAAUGAGGCAUUUUUACCAUUUACUGCUGAGAAAUGUCCUGCUUUACACCAUAAACCAAAGUUCUUCAUUAUCAAUGCUUGCAGGGGAGAUGCGGAGGACAGAGGGAGUUUAUCACACAGAGACAUUGACACAGCCAGUACUAGCCAUGACGUUAGUAAUGUGCCACCACAACCACUGGGCUGUAAUUUUGAGGGGCACUAUGAGACCAGCAGUAUUACCUAUGAUGUUCAGAAAAUGCCACCAGAACCAAGGAGUGUUGGCAGCCGUAUUCCAAACAUGAAAGAUUUCUUAGUUGCUUUUUCCACCAUACCAGGUCAUGUGAGCUGGCGACAUCUAAAUGACGGAAGUUUUUUCAUACAAGGAUUUGUAAAAGUCUUCCAGGAGUAUGCACAUAAAACAGAUGUCCUGAGUAUGCUUGUCAAGGUGAACAAUGAAGUAUCAAAAAAUAUCAAACACCAGGGGGUACAAAUCCCCGCCCCACAAGUGAUGCUGACCAAAACUUGGUACCUUAAUCCUGUAAUGAGGCAGUCGAUAUAGGAUGGGAAUGAGGCUGGAUACUCAAACCUUGUUUCGAAAUUUCUUCCGACAUCUGCAGUGUUUUAUUGGUUAAAGAAUAAGUGACUACAUAUACUCAUAUACUAAUGAGUUUCAGAAUGAUUACACUAACGAAGAAAAUGGCUAAGAUUUCAUACUCAUGGCGUAUGAUUUCAUUCCAUAUGUAAGAUGUCAAAGUUUGAAACAUUGUAUUAACCAUUUACAUUCAAAAUUAAUUUGUCAGUCCUGAAUCUGAAGUUUUAAACAUGUGGAGUGAAAUAAGUAAAUUGAAUAUGAAAGAAGGGGCAAAACCUCAAAGGGAGCUCAAAGAAAUCAGGUUAAAUUAAAUUAAACUUGAAAAAAGUAUUACAAAGUAUCUAUUCAGUACUCAAAGGAAAGUGAAUAUUCGCGAGAACCUGUUCACUUGAAUUUACAUUUAGUGUCAUCUUACCUGUUACAGUGAAUAACAUACUUAGCAAAUUUUCUCGGAAGCUGGUGUCACAGUGAUGUCAUUACCUAUUCGGUGCAUUCUCAUACUGGCUUAAAGACUGAUAAUGAUGAUAUCUUCUGAUUUCUUUCCAAUGUUUUAUCUUUUCAAAUAUUCUUUUUUCAACUAACUGGAAACCUUUCUUGCAUGUGUUUUGAGUGAUAAAUAAUUUUCAGCAGUUGAAUGACAUUCUGUAUUCGCUGCUGAGAUAACUACAUCCUUUCCGCUAGGGGUGCCUUGUUAGCUUCUGGUGCAAAAGUUUUAAGAUCCUCUUCCAAGUGUGAAAGUGUACUUGCGUUACUUUAAAGCUCGAAGGGUCCUGCUCUUCGGGCUCACUAUUAGUAUGUGUUGUGGUUUUCUACUGAUAGUUGUUCAUGUACAUUUUGCGAAAUCUCAGCCUCUUAAAUACCCUUACCCUGCUAAAUUUCUAUAAUGAACUUGUCCAUCUUCCAAUUUGGAUAGUACCAUCAACUGUUAAAAGGGGUGCUUACAAGAAAGAUAUUGACUGAUUGGUGAACAGUGCAGAUCAUGAUCAUGGUGAACAGUGCAGAUCAUGAUCAGACUGCACAUCCAUGCAGGCUGAUCAUGAUCUACACUGGUCGCAAAGACAGAACCAGUCAUGUCCAGCCGGUUAGGGUUAUUACCCUUGUAUAUAAAAAGAAAUGGUUAAGAUACAGAAAAUUCACAGUUAUUGGAUUCAAGUUAAUCUUUUAUUUUCACAUUUUUGAAAAUUUUGAUACCAUGUUGUAGAUCAACUGUUUUGCUCAGCAUUAAAUAUUCAUUAUUCAUUGUACAUACUUGUAGAUAUCUUCAUUUUCUGUAAAAUAAUUGCCUCCAUUUGACAAGAGGAAGCAGGAAAUUUGCUGUUUUACUUCUUUUGUUAUGUAUAAACUAUAAUAAAUCAUAAUAAUUGUUUAUUAGUCCCCUACUGGUGUUUAUAGGGGACUUAUAGUUUGCCCCACAGGUUCAUUAAGGCUCAUUAAGUCAGUCACACAAAGUGGGAUCUUGAUAUUUUUUUUCAUGAAACUUGGUACGUGGAUAGAUCAGGUAGUUUACAGAAAAUGUAAAUAUUUUAUUUUUAUUGCUAUUGCAACAGUUAUGUUUUCUACGGAAACAGAUAAUAAAAAAUAUGUCAAAAAAGUGAAUUCUGCAAUAACUUAAAAAUACAAGAGAUCUUUCAUAAAACUUAUGACAUGGCUAGGUGACAAUAUGAAAAAUCUGCUCGGUGUUUAUUUUUGCUGCUUUUGCAAUUUAAUUGGUUGCAGAUUAUCUUAUUUUGUCCUUUCUGUUUGUCUGUUUGCCCAUCUCUCUAUCAAUCACAAAACAUAAAUCUGUUGUUAAGUUUCAAUCUUGAAACCUGACUUAUAGAUGGUAGGUUAUUUGGAGAAUGCAGGCUCUCCAGUUUAGUUUCAAUAUGAAAUAAUGUAGUUCCUGUGAAAAAUAUGACAAAUGUCAAUGUCAAUAUUCCUUCCAGUAGAGGACUUUUAUAGCUAUGCAACAGUCCUGUUUCCAAAGCUUUAAGUGCAGUUCAAACAAGGUUAUAAGUUUUUGUAAUAUUUUUUAUGCCAACUUCUUUCUGUUGAAUUAGUGUCGACUGAGCUUUACUCAAGGCAAGUAAGAUUUUUUUUCUCUUCAUAUUUUUCAUAAUUGCUAUAAUGAGACUUCAAACAGAUUGCAAAGUCGGGUUUUCAUAUGUAAAUUGUAUGCAAUAAAGAUGAAGAGCAACUGCUAGAAUUUGAUUUUUUUGCUCUUGUAAAUGUUGUGGUAAAUGAAUGAGAUAUUACAUGUUGUAGCUGACAAAGUAGUGAACAAACAUUCUCAUGCAAAGUUAUAAUCUCUGGAUGAACUGUUUGUUUUCAGUAUUGAUUGGCCCUUCUGCUUAGCUCAAUAGAAUUAUGUUCUUCCUGACAAUUUGAUAAAUUAAAGACGUUGUGUCUGAAAUUAUUCUUCCUCCACCUGAUUCAUGUGGGGAAGUUAGCAGUUACUUGCCGAGAAUAGGUUUAUACAGAGGUUUUUAAUCCAAGAAAACUGUUAACUAAUAGGUUAAAUGACUGUCAUUAAAUGUGAAAAAACAGUAUUAAACUGCAAAAAAAAUACCAGUAAUUAUUGACUGAAGAAAGUACGAUUUUGUCCACUUGCCUCCUACCCCCCUCCUGCAGGUCUCAAAAUACUUGUAACAUAUCCAGGAACACUGGGUACAUUGCUUUACCUUUUAUAACAAAGGUACUGUUGAAAAAUGGUGCUAAAUCCAACAAAACGAAGUACACAUUGAAAACUGUAUUGUUAAUUUUUCUUUCUGUUAUUUGUAUCCAGUCCGAUAGUGACACGUCUUUGCUGCGGACUGGGACCAGGUGUUUUAAAGACUGCAUUUGAUUCCUGAUCAAGAAUCAUGAAGUGAACAUGUACAUACUGAAUGUCUUGUAUUGUUGUUUAGCUGCAUGCUAUUUGUUUUUGUUCAUGAGAUAUAUAUGAUUAUGCAUUAUAAUCUUGUCAAGAUGUACAUGUAAAACAUGAAAUCUUUGACAAUUAAAACACACUAUUUACUGUU